Molecule: messenger RNA, 2130 nt
Organism: Symbiodinium sp. CCMP2592
Lineage: Eukaryota; Dinophyceae; Suessiales; Symbiodiniaceae
Source: the annotation of a GenBank genome assembly
AUGCUGAAGCGGCUGCAGCGCCAUGCAGCAAAAUUUCACCAGCAUGCGAACAAGUCGCGAGUUAUCCGGAAGUAUGCAGCUGCUGCUGAACAUUUCGAGAAGGCGGAGGUGAGACAACACACGGCCCACGUGGCUGCAUGGGUGGCCUAUCCACCCGAAGAUCGAAUUCCGGACGUUUCUGAGCUCCGGCUUCUUGCCCAACUCGUGAGAAAGUUGGGUUCGGGUCCUUUGCCUGCGCGCCUUCGCUUGGUCCUGCCAGCAGCGCAAAGAAGUCUCCGAUCUUACUCUUCAGCCGGCAACGAAUGGGAGGAGGCCCGAAGCUCUCUGCAAAAGCGAUUGGCACGCCUGCGCUGUUGUGCUGAAUCCCCGCCCCUCAUUGAAGAAGCUCCAGCAACGGCAACGGCUUCAUCGGAGAAGAAGGAUGCCAGUGGUAGCGUUUCUGGUCCAGAAAGCAUCUUCAAAAGCAUGAACAGGUGGGCGAACAUGCGGCUAGAAGAGAAGUCGAAGUGCUUGGAGGAAGCGGCAGCUGUGGUUGCAAGCCUCGACAGCAACACCAGCCAGACAAAACUGAGCGAAGUAGUGUCUCAAGCCGUGGGUGCCCUUGCACCCCCACGCACAGCUUGUCAGCAGGCGCAGCCAAUGUCCGGCGCGGGCGAAGUUGAUGGCUGCUUUAGUGCGGAGGAGGUCGGACCGUCCCUAAAUUUGCAGCGGCGGACGAGGAAACUGUUGCUCAAGGCUCUCCGCGCGUGGCAGUCGCAAGGCUUUGAUCCCAAGCUCAUUGAGGAAGAGCUGUGCUAUCUCCAGAAGCUCUUUGACGGUUUCGAAGCGAAGCGAGGCGACUUGCCAGGUGCUGCUUCAGCAUCUGUUUGGCUGGCCAUCAGGCAAGUCGUGGGGGAGCUGCAGCAGAUUGAAGAUGACAUAAUCCUGGAGGUGCAAACAUCGGAGUCUACCAAAUCUAUAUUGGGAAUGGAAAGAUCAAGCAAACAAGCUGUGAUGGAUAAAGUCAUGGUUGCACUGGGUGGACAAGCAACACUGAAGCAGCUGGUGUCUUAUGUGGAGCAGCAUCCGCAAGAUAUGGAGGAGUCGGAGGUAUUAGCCAAGCGCCUCCGUCGAAGUGGUGCAAGUGAUUUCUUCGCGAUCAAAGGAAAGUCAAAAGAUGGGCAGGCCAUUUAUGGCCUCGCAGAGAGUCGACCGAGAGGCGUGGAGGGCCACAUUGACCCCAACAGAUUUGCUGGAGCGAGUGCGGCGCUGGAAGGGUUGGCACUCGUUCUCCUGUACUCCGGGCAUGUCCCGGUACUCGGGAGAGUCGCAGAGCUGGCGACCUCCUCCCUGGCGGGCUGCUUCCGUGGUUUCAGCGGCGGCUUUGCCGCCACUGGCCUGGAGAAGCUUUUGAAGCUCUAUGAGUUCGAAGGCUGCCCUUUCUGCCGAAACGUGCGAGAGACGAUCUCCGUCCUCGCCCUGGAUGUAGAGAUCUACCCCUGUCCUCGAUCGACUCUCAAGGCUUACGGCGUCGUUGAGAACUCGCGCUUCAGGGAGGACGUCGCGAAGUUGGGAGGCAAGCAGAUGUACCCCUUCCUCGUGGACGAGAACACGGGAGUUCACAUGAACGAGUCCGCCGAGAUUAAUGCCUACCUUUGGAAGACCUACGGAUCCGAGGCGACUGAGCCUUGGACCUACUGGCUGGGGCGAAAGCUGGCCUUUCCUCCGCUGAUAUUCUUCCCAGCUCUUUGCCGGCCAUCGCUUCGACACGGAGUGCUCCGGGUGCCCAGCAAGUCCGCGCAGGAGCCGCUAGAGCUUUGGGGCUGUGAGGGCUCGCCCUUCGUUCGACUGGUACGGGAGGCGCUAUGUUGCCUCGAGCUGCCCUACGUGCUGCGGAAUGUGCCGCAUGGAGAGGUGAAGAAUCGAACGGAGUUCCGGGAGAAGUACGGCCACUUACUGUCCAGCGCUCGCAACGCGGUCGGAGCGGUGCAGAUGCCCUUCCUCCGCGACCCGAACACGGGGAAGGACAUUCUGGAGAGCAGCGAGAUCGUCGAGUACCUCUACAAAACCUACCAGGACCAAGCGGAGCCCACCGAGACCUGGUUGGACUUCGCGCCGCCAAAGAAAGCCGUGGGUCCCAAGGCUGACUGA